GUUCGGUGCCGCUAGUGCCACUUGUUUAGUCGGCCAUCCCUUUCAAAUCCUGUCUCUCUUUUCUCCCUCCGUCAUUUUUCUUUCCUCUUCAAUUGCUUCGUGCUGUCGCAUCCCCACACUCUCCUCUCCUUCUCCUGUCUUUCUUGUCCAUCGUUUCUUCCUUUUUGUUUUGCUUGAAUACAAUAUAGAGAUUGUAUCAUAAUAAUGUCUUCCAACGCCCCCGCCCCCGUCCAGCAGGUCGCCGAGAAGGUCGCCCCUGCUCCCCAGAAGAUGAGCGGUCUCCAGCUCUACUCCGGCUUCGCCUUCGCUGGUGCCGUCUGCUGCUCCGUCACUCACGGUGCUCUGACCCCUGUCGAUGUCGUCAAGACCCGUAUCCAGCUUGACCCUGCCACCUACAACCGUGGCAUGAUCGGCGGCUUCAAGCAGGUCGUCGCUAAAGAGGGUGCUGGCGCUCUCCUCACUGGCUUCGGUCCUACCGCUGCCGGUUACUUCCUGCAGGGUGCCUUCAAGUUCGGUGGUUACGAGUUCUUCAAGCAGCAGUGGAUCAACCAGCUCGGCCUGGAGACCGCCUCCAACAACCGCACCGCUGUCUACCUCGCCUCGUCUGCCACUGCUGAGUUCUUCGCCGAUAUCGCCCUGUGCCCCCUCGAGGCCACCCGUAUCCGUCUCGUCUCUCAGCCCGAGUUCGCCAGCGGUCUCGUCAGCGGCUUCGGCAAGAUCCUCAAGAACGAGGGUAUCGGCGCUUUCUACUCUGGUUUCGGCCCCAUGCUCUUCAAGCAGGUCCCUUACACCAUGGCCAAGUUCGUCGUCUUCGAGAAGGUUGCCGAGAGCAUCUACCGCACCGUCGACAAGGAGACCGCCUCCGACGGCACCAAGACCGGUAUCAACCUGGGCUCCGGUCUCAUCGCCGGUUUCGCCGCCGCUCUCGUUUCUCAGCCCGCUGACACCAUGCUGAGCAAGAUCAACAAGACCAAGGGCGCCCCUGGUGAGGGUACCAUGACCCGUCUGUUCAAGAUCGGCAAGGAGCUUGGCUUCCGUGGCUCGUACGCCGGUAUCGGUGCCCGUCUGUUCAUGGUUGGUAGCAUCACUGCUGGCCAGUUCGCUAUCUACGGUGACAUCAAGCGUCUCCUGGGCGUCACCGGUGGCGUUGAGAUCUCCAAAUAG
Messenger RNA from Aspergillus campestris IBT 28561, 1164 nucleotides. Its product is annotated as putative mitochondrial phosphate carrier protein (Mir1). NCBI's taxonomy places the organism in Eukaryota, Fungi, Ascomycota, Eurotiomycetes, Eurotiales, Aspergillaceae. The transcript is spliced from 4 exons. Gene Ontology annotation, biological process: mitochondrial phosphate ion transmembrane transport. Gene Ontology annotation, molecular function: phosphate transmembrane transporter activity. Bases 205 to 1164 code for a protein of 319 amino acids. The record is from RefSeq and is a predicted model, not a curated record. Gene Ontology annotation, cellular component: mitochondrial inner membrane.